Molecule: messenger RNA, 2564 nt
Organism: Phyllostomus hastatus (greater spear-nosed bat)
Lineage: Eukaryota; Metazoa; Chordata; Mammalia; Chiroptera; Phyllostomidae
Gene: NDUFS1
Product: NADH:ubiquinone oxidoreductase core subunit S1
Exons: 19
Coding region: 156-2339 (727 amino acids)
Biological process (GO): ATP synthesis coupled electron transport
Cellular component (GO): membrane
Molecular function (GO): iron-sulfur cluster binding; NADH dehydrogenase (ubiquinone) activity
Source: RefSeq, a predicted model, not a curated record
GAAGUUUCUAGUCCCUCCUGGCUUCCCGUUCUCCAGGCCCGGGGGGCGGAGUUAGCUAGCGCCGCCAUAUUGAAUGAGCAAUCGGGCGCCUAAGGGGGUCGGUGUGUUGCAGACAGUUCUGCAGGGCACCCUCGGAGGCUCUAGGGAGAAGCAACAUGUUAAGGAUACCUGUAAGAAGGGCCUUAGCAGGCCUUGCUAAGUCUCCUAAAGAAUAUGUUCGGACAACUGCCACAGCAGCAAGCAACUUGAUUGAAGUAUUUGUUGAUGGUCAGUCUGUCAUGGUGGAGCCGGGAACUACCGUCCUUCAGGCUUGUGAAAAGGUUGGCAUGCAGAUCCCUCGAUUCUGUUAUCAUGAAAGGUUGUCAGUUGCUGGAAACUGCAGGAUGUGCCUUGUUGAAAUCGAGAAAGCUCCCAAGGUUGUAGCUGCUUGUGCCAUGCCAGUAAUGAAAGGUUGGAAUAUCCUGACAAACUCAGAGAAAACUAAGAAAGCCAGAGAAGGUGUGAUGGAGUUCUUAUUAGCAAAUCACCCACUGGACUGUCCUAUCUGUGAUCAGGGAGGCGAAUGUGAUCUGCAGGACCAGUCCAUGAUGUUUGGAAGUGAUAGGAGCCGAUUUUUAGAGGGGAAACGUGCUGUAGAGGACAAGAACAUUGGGCCAUUGGUCAAGACCAUCAUGACUAGAUGUAUACAGUGUACUCGCUGCAUCAGGUUUGCAAGUGAGAUUGCAGGAGUAGAUGAUUUGGGCACAACAGGCAGAGGAAAUGACAUGCAAGUUGGCACAUACGUUGAAAAGAUGUUUAUGUCCGAACUGUCUGGGAAUAUCAUUGAUAUCUGUCCUGUGGGUGCCCUGACCUCUAAGCCCUACGCCUUUACUGCCCGGCCUUGGGAAACAAGAAAGACUGAAUCCAUUGAUGUCAUGGAUGCAGUUGGAAGCAAUAUUGUGGUAAGCACAAGAACUGGGGAGGUGAUGAGGAUUCUGCCUAGAAUGCAUGAGGACAUCAAUGAAGAGUGGAUCUCUGACAAAACCAGAUUUGCCUACGAUGGGCUGAAACGUCAAAGGCUUACCGAGCCGAUGGUCAGAAACGAAAAGGGGCUUUUAACCUACACCUCCUGGGAGGAUGCGCUCUCUCGUGUAGCUGGAAUGUUGCAGAGUUUUCAAGGCAAGGAUGUGGCAGCAAUCGCAGGUGGUUUGGUGGAUGCUGAAGCCCUAGUAGCUCUCAAAGAUUUGCUUAAUAGAGUGGACUCUGACACCCUGUGCACCGAAGAGGUCUUCCCCACUGCAGGGGCUGGCACAGAUUUGCGUUCCAAUUAUCUUCUUAAUACUACAAUUGCUGGUGUGGAAGAGGCAGAUGUUGUCCUUCUGGUUGGUACAAAUCCACGUUUUGAGGCACCACUGUUUAAUGCUAGAAUUCGGAAGAGCUGGCUUCAUAAUGAGUUAAAAGUGGCCCUUAUAGGCACCCAAGUGGAUCUCACUUACAGAUAUGACCAUCUGGGAGAUUCCCCAAAAAUUCUUCAAGACAUUGCUUCCGGUAGCCAUCCAUUCAGCCAGGUCCUAAAGGAAGCUAAAAAACCUAUGGUGGUUUUAGGCAGUUCUGCACUCCAAAGAAAUGAUGGGGCAGCAAUUCUUGCAGCUGUCUCCAGCAUUGCUCAGAAGGUUCGGACAAGCAGUGGCGUUGCUGGUGACUGGAAGGUUAUGAAUAUCCUCCACAGGAUUGCAAGCCAAGUAGCUGCUUUAGAUCUUGGCUAUAAACCUGGGGUGGAAGCAAUUCGAAAGAACCCUCCCAAAGUGCUCUUUCUCCUAGGAGCAGAUGGAGGUUGUAUCACUCGGCAGGAUUUGCCAAAGGAUUGUUUCAUUAUUUAUCAAGGCCAUCAUGGUGAUGUUGGAGCUCCUAUAGCUGAUGUUAUUCUCCCUGGCGCUGCUUACACAGAGAAGUCUGCUACUUAUGUCAAUACUGAGGGCCGAGCUCAGCAGACUAAAGUAGCAGUGACACCUCCCGGCUUGGCAAGAGAAGACUGGAAAAUUAUAAGAGCCCUCUCGGAGAUUGCAGGUAUGACUCUUCCAUAUGAGACUCUGGAUCAAGUAAGGACCAGAUUGGAAGAAGUCUCUCCUAAUCUUGUUCGAUAUGAUGACGUUGAAGGAGCUAAUUAUUUCCAGCAAGCAAGCGAGCUCUCCAAGCUAGUGAACCAGCAACUUCUUGCUGAUCCUCUUGUGCCCCCUCAGCUGACAAUAAAAGACUUCUACAUGACAGAUUCGAUCAGCAGAGCCUCACAGACAAUGGCCAAAUGUGUUAAAGCUGUCACGGAGGGCGCCCAGGCAGUGGAGGAGCCAUCCAUAUGCUGAAACUGCUGGGAACCCAGUUUUGUCACAGAUGCUUAAUGGACAGUUAUGUGGGAGUGAUCUCUUAGAGGUUUAUCUCUUUAAAACAUAAUUGGAAUGAUAUAAUAUUUAAGGUUCUGCCAUGCUCAUUUGGAAAUAAUGUUGCAGCUAUCAAAGAACUUUGAGGUUCCAAAAAAUUUAUGUAUUGUGUGUAAACAUUAAAUAGUUUAAUAAAACAUGUAUACAGAU